AAGUUUCUUUGAAAAGUAAGUAAGAGUUUAUAUUAAAAAAUCAUCUCUUUAAUAAUUAGAUAUGAAAGUUAAUAGUCAGACAUAAAAAUGGAAGAAACGAUAGCAUUGAUUAAAUCAUGCAUAAUUUCGAAGAAAGGCGGUGUACCAAUUACAGAUCUAAAUGAUGAAUUUCAAAUUCUCGUCGGAGAAUAUAUUCCGUAUCGCAGAUUAGGAUUUUCGAGUCUCCGUGCAUUUUUACAAACUAUAGAUGGUUUGGAGACAAGUUGGAACGAUUUUGGUGAACAAACGUUAAGAAUAAAUGAUUCUAAGAUAUCUCAUAUCGACAGACUUAUACGCAAGCAAAAAAUGGAUUAUUCAAAGACGAGAAACAAAUACUAUAAACAGUUUAUGCGAAAUGGCAAUCUUAGACACGACAACGAUAACCGUAGAGAAAGGAACAGAUUAAUUUUUAAUUCCAAUCGAACCAAUAGACGGAAUCAAAAUUUUGCUCAACGUCGUAAUUUAAAUUUAUUUGGAACCAAUGGCGUUUAUAAAAAAGAUUUUUUACAUUCAGAAGAAGAAAAUCAUCAUCCGAUAGUAAUAGAAACAAAUCAAGUGAAAAAACAUGACAGCAUAUAUGAACCUAUUGCAAACGGGCAACAAUUACUCGGCGACGAUUUCUUUCUACAGCUUGCGAUACGAAAUUUACAUCUUCCUAUUUGGAGAUAUAAGGAUAGCUUAGCAUUACAUUGUGGAUUGUGUAUCUCCGGACAGACUAUUAGCGACUGUACUCGGGCUUUGAGAAAUAUUAAUACCAUUUCUAAUCGUGUCGUGAUUUUACUUGGUUCGGCUGAUGUUUAUAACAACGCCACUUGCGAGGAAAUGGUAUACGAUAUGACGGAACUCUUGCAAGUCCUCCGGUCUAAAUUUCAUCUUUCAAAUACAGCCAUCACUAUCUGUACUCUUCCACCUUUGGCUAACCUUAGCAUUUACGCUCAUAAGAAUCAAAGUAUGGCGUUGCUUUCCUUCAACAAUUGGAUAAGAUCUCUGACGGAUGAUCCGUCUAAAAGAGAUCCGUCUUUUAUCAACUAUUCUGUAAUAGAUUUAUACGAAAAAUUCUGCUUUGAUGAAACGUACGUCACAAACUACGAUUGGUAUCAAACCCAAGCGCGUAGAGUAUCCGGCACCAAACAUUCCUAUGUGCUGUGGAACAUGAAGGGACGAAAGCGAGCUAUAAGCCUCAUCUGCGAAGAGGAAGUCACAGAUCAAUCCAGAAGUCCCAGCUCGUUGUCGAUGCAAUGAGUUCUCUGGGAUCUUCUGUAUAUAUAAACGCCCUAUAAGAAAAGAAGCAGAACGAUACCAUAGAAGCCUUAUUCGUCGUUUACGACGAAGAACGCUUUAUUGAGGAACAUCUAUGUGUAUCCUCCUGCUUUCUUCGUAGAUGUGUGCCUAAAUAUCGCAAACAAGUCCUGAUUUAUGUUCGAGACUAUUCUGUCUAUUAAGAAAAAAAAAAAUUGUAUAACAUCAUCCGGAUCAAUCGUUUCAUUGUCUAAUGUCUAAUCGAGCAGCCGUUUCGCACGAGAAAUUAGUUCAACGAACAAUCGCCGGAUAUACGGUCCCUGCUUUACUAUAAAGUAACUAAGCAGGAAGAGGUAAUACAUAUGUUUUGUACACACAUGUGUACAAAUGUAGUUUAAAUAUCUCUGUUUUCAAAUAGACGCCAAGUUAAUCGGCAAAUUUAAUUUCGUUUAUUCACGUCUCAAGGAAAUUGUUAUUGACUCACAUCAGUCUUCUUUCAAUUUAAAUGAAGUAUUAAGAUAUCUCCUAUUCGCGAUUUAGAGUUUACCCGCUUCACGGCAUGGAAAUGAUUAAACAACAGUUCGAUAACAAGCUCGUGUUUAAGUAUUGAAAAAGUAUGGUGCAUUUUUAUAAUUAAAUGCGGGUAAUUUAAAAAUGACACGCAUACUUUCUUUUUAAAAUCUUAACUUUUCUUAGUAAAUGAAAUGUACGAGCGAAUUUUAAUCGCAUUCCUUGCCACGAGUUUAAGAUUCACUUUUCUGCGAUUACAUAGUU
Mycetomoellerius zeteki is the source of this 2052-nucleotide messenger RNA. RefSeq lists its product as uncharacterized. The transcript has 8 exons. The coding region runs from base 88 to 1281 and encodes 397 amino acids. Lineage: Eukaryota; Metazoa; Arthropoda; Insecta; Hymenoptera; Formicidae. The record is from RefSeq and is a predicted model, not a curated record.